Messenger RNA from Manduca sexta (tobacco hornworm), 1045 nucleotides. It is a transcript of the gene E(spl)mbeta, whose product is annotated as enhancer of split mbeta protein. Gene Ontology annotation, biological process: anterior/posterior pattern specification; regulation of transcription by RNA polymerase II; regulation of neurogenesis. The record is from RefSeq and is a predicted model, not a curated record. The transcript has a single exon. Gene Ontology annotation, cellular component: nucleus. Gene Ontology annotation, molecular function: DNA-binding transcription factor activity, RNA polymerase II-specific; RNA polymerase II cis-regulatory region sequence-specific DNA binding; protein dimerization activity. Lineage: Eukaryota; Metazoa; Arthropoda; Insecta; Lepidoptera; Sphingidae. The coding region runs from base 72 to 668 and encodes 198 amino acids.
CCGCCACGCCGCAUUCCGCGUUCUACGCUCGGCGCAAACGCACGCAUUCACUAACCACACAAACACUCAACAUGUCUUACGAGAUCGCGUAUUCGCUCGCGGACGACGGCCCGCAACCCGUCUCUCGUACUUAUCAAUAUCGCAAAGUGAUGAAGCCGAUGCUUGAGCGCAAAAGGCGCGCUCGCAUCAACCGCUGCCUCGACGAGCUCAAGGAGCUAAUGGUCAGCGCUCUACAAUCGGAAGGAGAAAAUGUCGCCAAAUUGGAAAAAGCUGAUAUUUUGGAAUUGACCGUUCGUCACCUGCACAAGUUGAGGCGCCAGCGUCGCCUGUCCCUCAACCCCACAGUGGAUGUGGAUCGCUUCAGGGCUGGAUUCACUCAUGCCGCAAACGAAGUUUCUCGCUGUUUGGCCUCCAUCCCCGGAGUGGACGUGAGGCUCGGCACUCAGCUGAUGACUCACCUCGGACACAGGCUGAACGACAUGCAGCGCGCUGCUACUGGCGCCGACACUCCACCGGCGAGCCCGCCCAGCCCGGCUCUCUCGACCGCCUCCUCAUCGUCCGGCUACGUGUCGCCAUCGCCGCCGGCUUCGCCUGUACCUCUGCAUACAGCUACCCCCCUGGACUGCACCACCACGUUCAAGAGCCCGGCAGUGUGGCGGCCGUGGUAAACAGCCGAGUGGUCGGAUGGAACUGGCGGACCCGGCUCCGCGGUCACAUCUGUUCCAGCACCGCUCGGAGUCGCCAGCGCACUUGUGUGUCCGCCUCAAGUCCUUCCAAGUUUCAGUGUUUACAUGUGAAAAUUAAACCUAGAUCUCACAAAACAAGUAGGUUAUAAAAAUUAGCUCGUAAGUUCAACUUGAAAGCUUUAAUUAAAAAUAGCCCUUAAGUGUAUUUGUGAUAUUAAAGAGUAAAUAUUGUAUAAGAGAUGUUGUAUCGAACUUUAAUACGUUCGCAUUGUUAUAUUUUUUAUCGUUGAAAAAGAUUUCACAGAAUUGUGAACUAAAUACGACAGAGUCAAUUAAUAAAAAUAUUAUCUUUAAUUAUA